UAUACUAUUGUUCUUAUUAUUGUUUUUAUUGUAUGUUUAUGUUUUAUAUUAGUCUAUCAACUAAUUUAUGCAUGCCAACACUGGUAUUAUUAUACAUUGAAUUUGCUGAUCCAAAUCACAGUGGUAAAGCCUUAAACUGGUACCACAUAGGUGUAGAACAACCUGUGAAAGAUAAAAGAGAUGGUAAAGAUAAAAGAGUUUGAUUAAAAGGAAUUUAAUCAAGUAAGAGGGAAAAGGCAAAGAAAUAGAUGGUAAAGGAUUAAAGAGUUUGAUUAAAAAGAGUUUAAUAAAGUAGGAGGAAAAGAAAUAGAUGGUGAAAGAUAAAACAAAGGGAAAGAAUAGGAAAAAAAAAAAAAAAAAAGAAAGAAAAACAAUGAGGGGUUCUAUAUAAACUUACGUAGUGUCUUUACUUUCAGUACCAAAAGAAUGAAAAACUUAAAAGAUGUGAAGGAUUGAAAUUUGAAGGUUAUAGAAGGAAGAAAAGAAAAGAUUAAAAAACAAAGAAGGUUACACAAUCACACCCAAGUUCUUUGGCAGUCAUUGAGAAGAUGCAUCAAUAAUUGAAUACUGGCUCAAGGGGCUUUUCCAUUCUAAGAUACAAAACUGACAUAUUGCUACUUAGAAGAUUUUUGUUUAGAGACCAACUAAAGUUGGAAUUGUAUGAAGGUUAAGACUUGAGACUACUUUAGAAGCCACAAACCAGUAGACCUAUUAGUACAAUUGAUUGGAGACAUUUACAAUCCUGUUCAACAAACAAAACCAACAAUUCAUAUCACUGUUAACCUGAUCUAUUUAUUUCUCUAAGUUGAUAUCACUGCCUAAUUCUUUGCUUGUAAUUCAUUUUAUUGCUUGUAAUUCUUUGCUUAAUGCACAAAUAAAGGAUGGCAUCUCAAAUUGCUGAUGUUGAGGAGUCAGCUCUGUGGUCUACACAAUUAGAGAGAUGUUUUGUUGAUAUAAUGGUUGAGGAGGUUAACAAGGGAAACAUGCCAUCUGGGAUAUUUACUUCCAAGUGUUGGAAAAAGAUUGCGGAGGAGUUCAAAAACAAGACUAAUCACGCUUAUAAUGUGAAGCAACUAAAGGCAAAAUUUAAUCGAUUACGUACAAAGCAUUGUGAGUUUUCAACUCUUCUAAAUGAGACAACUGGGUUUGGUUGGGAUGCGGAAACAAACACUGUGACUGCUGAUGAAGAAACUUGGCAAACAUAUUUGCGGGCUCAUCCCAAUGCUAAGUGUUUUCGCAAAAAAGGUUGUGAAAAUUACAAAAUUUUGGGAGUUCUUUUUAAUAUGUCGACUGCUACUGGGCAACUUCACUAUGCAUCCACUCAAGAUCCACCUAAUAUAGACAAAGAAUGAGAGCAGGAGGAUCAAUUUAUGAAUACAGGUGUCCAUGUUAGUUCAACUGCUGAAGGUCAAGAUGAUUCAGAUAAUAUUCUAGUUGAAGACAAUAACCCUCGUCAUCGUAAAUCCACAUCCUCUGAUCGUCGUGCAAAAAAGGUGAGUAAAAGAGAUUCCAUUAGUGAUACUCUUGCUUGUAUUGUUGAAGCUUCCAAAGUAAGGACUGAAGCUUCCAAAGCAAGGACUGAAGCUUCAUUAGCUAAGGCGGAGACAUAUAAGAAAUUGAAACAUACUCAAAAGGCAACUAUCCCAGACGCAUACUCUCUAAGUAAUUGUAUUGAAUGCCUUGAGGGUCUUGAUGAGAUAGAUGAUGACACAUAUUUGAAGGAAACUGAAAAGUUCAAGGAAUUGCACUACAGAGAAUUGUUUAUUAAGAUGAGUAUUUCCAGGAAGUUUGCUUGGUUGGAGAGCUUGGACUGACUUGAAGUUUGCUUGGUUGAAGAGCUUGGACUGACUUGGGUGGUUACUGAAUGCAGGGUUUAGUUUUUGGUUGCAUGUGACUUGAAACACAUAUUUGGUUUUAUGUGUUAUUGAACAAUUUCCUUA
Messenger RNA from Cornus florida, 1940 nucleotides. RefSeq names its product L10-interacting MYB domain-containing protein-like. The coding region runs from base 882 to 1352 and encodes 156 amino acids. The transcript has 2 exons. The record is from RefSeq and is a predicted model, not a curated record. NCBI's taxonomy places the organism in Eukaryota, Viridiplantae, Streptophyta, Magnoliopsida, Cornales, Cornaceae.